AUGUCUGAAACUUUAUAUUUAUCAGAUUACAUCAACACAUGCGAAAUGUUUGCUAUUGUAAAUGAUAGAGAGAGAUAGAAUUUUAGAAUCCCUUCCACUCCCAUACUUACUCAAAUAAUUCAAUGUUUUCUCAAUAAAUUAAAUAAUAAUGACAAGUAAUUGGCCAUUAAGUAUUUAACGCAGUACUUUUCAAAUAAUACUGCACUUGUUUAAAUGAGAAAAGAGUUAGAUGGAGAGGACAAUAUAUUAAAGAAGCCCAAUUAUUUAAAUGACUAUGGAUUAAAAAAGAAUCAGAUAGCUUAUGAAUAAAAUGAGAAAUUAAAUCUAAUUCGAUAAGAUGAAGAUUUUCAAUAAUUAAUGGAACUAAUUGAAUAAAAAGAUUUUAAAGAAAACUUCUAAAUUCCCACCUUACUUCAUUAAUACAAACACAUAAUUGAAAAACUGAAAAAUCAUAGUUUCAAACUUCUUGAUAUAAUAGAAUAAUGUAAAAAUUCUUCAUUUCAACUGAAUUCAACAACAUUGAGUAAUUUAGUUUUCUUUUUCUAUAUUCCUGAAGAACUAUAAAUAAGCAGUAAAGAAAAGGACGAUUUAUAUCAAUUGUUGGGGGAAAUCACAUGUGAAUGUUGGAUGUAAUUUGAGUAUCAUAUUUAAUAAUUAUAAUUUCAAGAAUCUAAUGAAAAUAUAUUAAAAAUACUUUCCGAAAUUCCUUAAUUAUUAGUAUAACCUGAUUUAUAGAUGUUAAAGAAUUAAAUGUCGUAUGUAUUAGGAAAAAUGUUGGAUAAAAAAGAUUAAAUUUUAAAGUUUGAAGAAAUUGAUACUCUAAUCUAAAAGAAUCUACCAAUAACUUUUGAACUUUAAGUUAUUUUUUAUUAGAUAUGCUUUUAUUGCAUGGCAAAUUUCAAUUAAUAUUAUGAAAAAUAUAUGAUUACUUCAAAUAAGGAUGAAAGAUAUAAAUAGUUAAAUAUAUAUAUUGAAUAAAAAAAAUAAAGUAGUUUAGAGCAAUUUAAUCAAAUUUAAAUUAACAGUUUUUAAUAAUAUUCUAAUGAAUAAUUAUAAAUUAAGGAUGAAUGGAAAACAUUGAUCAGUUAGUCACUCGAUGAGAUGCUCUAAAUAAUAAUUGAAUAUGAUUUUCAUUAUCUCAAUAAAAAGUUGCAUGUUUUCCAUUUAAGUUAGUAAAAUGAUUAAAUGGCAAAAAUUUUCAAUUUGCUUACUGAAAUACCUGUUUAAGACAAACGAAAAGUAGCUUGUUUUCUGAAAACAUUUACAAAACCCACAAAAAUAAUUUAAGUUGAAGAAUUGUCAAGCUAAAUCAAAACUUUUCCAAUUUAAAUAUUGGAAGUUAUUUUUAGGAUAAUAAUAGAAAUUAAAAACUACGAUUUUACUAUUUUUUUAUUUCUUAAAUAAACUAUUCUGGAAAAUAGAAAAAUAACAGAAAAGAAAAUUUCUCAAAAAAUAUCGAAAUAUUUUUAAAACAUCGAAAUGGAUAAAUCCAUUCUAUUACUCAAAGAUUUUUCAGAUGACGAUUGGCAAUUUAUCAAAUAACAUAAAAUUCAACAAAAAAUUGUUAAUUUUUUAAUAUAAUAAUAUUUCGAAACUAAGUAGUAAUUAUAAGGAUAUAUAUUAUAAUUCUUAAGAAAACUCUGCUAUUAAAAUCAACCAGUUCAAUAAAUGAAUGAGUAAACUCAAUUUUUUACUUACUUAUUUUCUUUUUUAAAUGAUGAGUAAAUUCAUUAGUUAAUAAGUGUCAAUAAAUAAAACUCAAUUUCAUUAAAUGAUUAUCUGAACACUGUAGAAACAUUAUUUUAACUAGUAAACUCAAUUAAUGAAGAAGAAUUAUAAAAUUUUAAGUCCAAUCUAGAAAAUGUAUUAGACCGUAAUCUUAUUUACUCUUUGGAUUUCUUUUUUGAAUUAUAAAAUGAUAAAGUUAAUUUAGAAUAACUAAAAAAUAUUUAUAAAUUGGUUUAUUUUUGGAAAUAAAGAUAAUAAUAAGAACUGAAAAAAAAUGCAGAAUAAUUUUAUAGGAUUGAUGCAAAUCAAUAUAAGUUGAUAUUUGUAAAAAUCAAUUAUUUUGGAAAUGAAUAUUUGGCUCCUGAAAAAUUGGAAUAAUUAAUUAAAUGUGACAUGUAUCCAAGAUGUUUAGAUAUUACCUUAGAAGAAUUUAAUAUUUCUUUGACUUUAUUAAGCAAAGAGGAGCAAUAAAAUUUAGUAAAUAAUUGGAUUAAAGAAGCAAAGGAUUCUAACAAUUUUAAAAAAUUAAUACCAUUCUUUUUUAACAUCAUAAAAAGAGGAGAAUCAUCUAAAACAUUCUUAUCAAUUAUUAACUAACAAAUAAAAAGUUAAAAAGAAUUGCAAUAAAAAUUUAGUUAUUUUAACUAAAAGGCCAUGUUUUAAAUAUUCUAUAAUAAUGCUAAUAAUGAAUUAAAAGUGAUGCUUCUUAAACUAAUCAGUAAAUAAUAUCCAAUACCAUUACUAUAUCGAACUUUUUAUAAUGCGGAAGCUGUGGAGUUAGAAAAAUUAACCUUUAAUAUCAAUACAUUCUAUGUUUUCUAAGAUAACAUUCCAAUAAUCAAUUUGAGUUUAGAUGAAAAACAAAAAAGAAUAGGUAAAACUAAAUUAAUCAAUAAAAUCUUUUUUUAAUAAAAUAAAUUUGAAAUUUAAGACAGUAAUUAAUUAAAUAAUUAAACAAUUGAUAUUAUGUACGAUUUUGAAUUUAGAGGCUCAAGAAAUCUCUCAGUAGCCGAUGCUCAUAAUUUUAUCCCUUUUGAAAUUUUAGAUGAUAUCUUACCAAUGUUUAAAUUAUGGAUUAUUUAAUUAGAUACUGAAAAAGAAAUUGAGAUGACUGUCUAAAAUUUAUAAAAAUUAUAAUCUUUUUAAAUUUAAGAAAAAAUAGUUUGCUUUUUGAUUAGAAAUUCAAUUUAAGAUUUGGAUGGCAACUAAAAACAAUUAUUAUAGUCAUUAAAUAUAUAAUUUAAAUAAAUAAUGGAUUUAUCAGAUAAAGAUUUAAAUAAAUAAAUGAAAGAUGAUGAAAUCGAAUAAGUAUCUAAAUUUUUGUAUGAUAUAAUUAAUCAAAAUAGAAAAAACUUCACUAUAAAUUAAGAUCAAUAUUUUAAUCUUAUUUGUUAGAUGAAAUAGCAAGAUUUGGAAUAAAUCAAGGAAAUGAAGUUGGCAUAAGAAUUAUUUUAAGAGAUUGAAACAGAAUUAGAUCAUUAAAUGAAGCAUGAAUAGGGUUUUUACAAUUAGAAAGCUUUUCCAUUACGAAGUAUUGAUUGGUAAAUUAAAUAAGAGAAAGAUGCAUAUGUUAGGAUUGAAUAGAGUAAGGAUUAAAAUAAGUAUGCAAAAUUACAGCAAGUUAAUUAAAAUAUUAAUCAUUUAUAAUCUUAAAUAAGAUUAUAGUAACAAACGAAUUUAAUUUCUAAAUUCUGUAGCUUGUUAAAAUCACCUAAUAACUAUAUUCUAUAUCUUCAUUUUGUGGAUAAAAUUAGAAAAUUUAAUGAAAAAAACACUUUUGAAUUAUAGGCAAAAAAUUAAAAUUUAAAUGAAGAAAUUCAACAACUAAAAAAGGAUAGGGAUGUUAUGAAAUCAAAGGAUAUGAAAAGUGAUUAAAUAGAAUAAACAGAUAAGAAGUAAAAUGAAAUUAAUUAAAAAGUACUCGAAUUAAAAAAGAAUUCUGACAUCAUAUCAAAGAGAAGUAUUGGAAUUGAAUUAUUUUGGAGAGAAAUCAUAGCAUAAAUUGAAUAAUGUCCUGAUUCAUAAAUUGAUAUUGAUCCUGCAAAAAUUGUUAAGAAAAUGAUUUCUAAAGGAGAACCGUAUGAAUUUUUGGAUGGAGAUUUAUUAAGAAUUGAUUAAGCAUUUUUAAUGAAACUUAUUUCUUAUUUUAAAGAAUAAGGAUAGGAAAAGAUUUUAGUAUUAAGCGUUUUAGGACCAAAAAGUUCGGGUAAAUCGACAAUUUUAAAUAAAAUAUUUGGCUGCAAUUUUUGGACCAGUGUUGGAAGAUGUACAAAAGGAAUAUAUUUCUAAUUGUUAAAAAUACAUAAUAAAGCAUUGUUUAAUAAUUAAUUUGAUUCCAUUAUUAUAUUAGAUACUGAAGGACUUUAGAGUCCAAAUUAAGAUGAUUAAGAGUUUGAUAAAAAAAUAGCACUGUUUAUUUUGUCGAUUAGUGACAUCAUUCUAGUGAAUGUCAAAGGCGAUAUAACCAGAGAGUUUAGAUCAUUGCUUGAAAUGUGUAUAUUUAUAUUAGGAUAAAUGAAAAGUUUUACAAGUUCAAAAUAAAUUACUUGGUGUUUCAAUUAAAAUAAUGAUGCCAAUAAUUAUGCACCGUUUUUAGCAUAAUUAUAAAAGAUUGCCACUAGUUUGAGUACAGAACUUGGCAAUCAAAAAGAUGAAGAUGAACCUAUUGAUUAUAAUUAAAUUCUUGGGAUCACAUAAGGUAAUAUCAAAAUUUUAGGAUUUGCAUCCACAGAAAAGUUAUGGAAAUAGAAUCAAAGUGAUGGAGUUUAUGAAAAUUGGAGGUAAUUAAUUCUUAAUGGUACAUAAUCAGAAGAAGCAUAUGAAUAUGGAAUUAAAGUAAUAGGAGCAUAUAUUGAUAAAUUUGGAGAAGGAGAUGAUUAAAAAGGACAAGGAAAAUAAAUGGAAAAUUUGAAAUAAUUUAUAUAAAAAAUUGAAACAACUUGGAGAAGUAUAGAAAGUCUGCCAGAUUUACUAGAAUUUUCUGAAUUAAUACAACAUUAACAAAACCAAUUUAUGAAACAAUAGUUUACUGACAUCAUUGAUGUUUAAAUGUUUCCUAAAUAAAAUGAUUUUAUCAAAAUAAUCCAAGAGAGUAUUUAAUAAUAAAAUUACAAGUUAUCUCUUGAAGCAUUAAGCACAAUAGAAAGAUAAUAAUUAACAAAUAUGAAAGGUGAAUUUGAUUAGAUAAAGAAUGCAGUCAUCGAGAGAUUGACAGCCAUUAAAAAUGAUAAAAAAAUUUCAAAAAAGAUUUUUACCAAAUAUUUGAAUAUGACCAAUGAUAGAAUUAAUAGCGAAGUAUCUGCAUGCAAUUUGGCAAUAUAUUCUGAAAUUAAAACUUAGGAAACUAAUUUAUAAAAGAAAAAAGGGUUUUUUUAAUUUGAUUUAUUUAUCUAAAGUUUACUCAAAAAGGAGGAGGAAUUUCAAGAAUAUAAGAAAGAUGAAAACAAAAUAUAAAAUAAGUUUAAUGAAAUCUGGGAUUAUAUCCUAAAUCAUCAUAUCCAGUAAUAAGAAGAAAUUUUUAAAGAUUAUUGUGAUUAACUGCUUCAAGCAAUCUAAUAAGAGUUUUAAGAAUAUAGAUUGAAAACAAAUAAUGAACCUCAAUAUAAAUAAGAGUAUCAUAAACAAUUAAUAAAAAAUCCACCUCAAGAUAACGACUUUUUAAUAUCACUCGCGAUUUUAAAUCCAGAAUUACAACAUUAACAAUUUAUGGUAGUUGAAAAAUCUAUUAAAAACUAUCAAUUUUAUGAAAAAUUUUGUUAAACCAUUCCUAAAAAGCUAGAUAAAAUUAAUGAUCAAUACAUCUUAUAAAUUAAUAAAUUCUACUCUUAAAAAAUUGAAAUAAAAUGGAUUACAAAAAAUAUUUUUGAGAAUUAUAUAAAAACAGGUUUGAAGGACGAUCUAAUAUAAUAUCAUUAAGAGACUAAGAGAUAUGAAAGGUAAGCCAUCAAAUUCUUUUUAGAUUAAUUCACUAUUUUCGGUUAUACAAUGGAUGAUAAAUAGAUUGAUACAAUAUAUAGCGUCUUAGAUUCCUGGUUUAGGUCAGACUUAUCAAAAAAGCUUUGUUAAUGCUUCAUACUUAAUUAAAGAGAAUUUUACAAUGACAUAUAAUACUAAUUAUCAAUUUAGUUCAUAAAUAAGCAUUGUAAAAACUUGACAAUACUAUUGUAAAAAAAGGAAUAAAUAAUCUCUUUAUCUGACAAUUUAGACAACUUACUUAAAUAGUACGAUCAAGGCGAUUGUUAUUUAAUACAAAUAUAAAAACAAAUCAUUUUUAAUGGAAACUUUGAGACUUUAGAUAUUGACCUUUACAAUACCUCAUUAAAUGCAUCAAAAAGUAGCUAAAUAAUAGCAACGACAUAGGUUAAAAGUCAAUCUUUGCCAAACUCAAAUUUCUCAUCUUCUACAAAAUCUUAGGUAAACUAAACGUAUAGGUAAGAAAUAGUAAAAGAUAUUUUUGAAUAUAUCUUAAAUCCAUAAUACUAAUAACAUAAAUAUAAUCAAUUUAAGAAUUAUGUUGUAAAGGCUGUUUAAUAGUUAAUGAAUUAAAAUUAUAAUGAAGGCUGGAAUAAAAUGUAUGGAGAAGUUCAUAAAAUGAUAUUAGAUGAAAAUAUUGAUAAAAAAAAUAAUGUUGUAGAAAAUGAGAAUACCAAAGUCAAUCAAAAUAUUUUUAAUUUAAUUAAAAGAAUAAUGCAAAAAAUUGAAGUUAAAAUUAAAGAAUUCAAUAUGCAAUUUUCUGAUUUUGGUGUGAUUUUAAAUGACAUAGGUGAAAGAUGUCUAUAUUAUUUUGCAAUUUUCACAAUUUGGAGGAUAUUAUGUUUUGGAUAAUAUCAAUCAACAGAAAGUAAUAUCAAAGAAUUAAGAGAUUAGACUGAUGAAUAAUAUAUUAAAUUUAAGGCUGAUAUUUAAUAGUAUAAGAAAGAAUAAAGUAAAAUUCGAGGGUAAACCUAAGCAUAAGAAAUCAUCAAUUAAGUGAUUUAAAGAUUUUAUAAGAAAUACUGUGAAGAAGCGAAUAAAAUUAUAGCCAUUUAUAAUCAAGAAUCAAGUUUCGAUAUAAUGAAGAAGCUUGACAAAGAUAUUCUCGAAAGAGGUGAUAAAAAUAUUACAGAUGAUUAAAUUAUGGAAUAUAUGAGAAAUCAAUCUAAAUAUAUAGAAAAAUAUGUUAAAGAAAAAAUUUCAACCAUUAAAUAAGAAAUCUCUACAAAAUUAACAAAUCAACUAAAAAAAGAUUUGAAGUCUCAUCUUUAAAAAGUAAGCACUAAUACAAAAAAUUUACAUGAUUUUGUUUUUGAUAGUUUACAAGCAUAAGACUACUUUAAAAAGUUGCCCAAUCCUGAUGAAGCUCCGCAGCUAUUAUAUAAAAUAGUUUUAAGUUGUCUUUAAGGAUAAGUUGAAAAGAGCUUACUUGAACUAAUAAAGGAAGAUAAAAGAGAUGCAUUUUAAACCUAAGAUUUUCAUAUUUUCGAUUAUCCUUUGUGUGUGGCAAUUUAAAAAUCAGAUGCGGAAAUAUAAAUAUUACUAGAUUUUGUUUCAGCCUUUGAAAAAAAGAUUAAGGAUGGAAUUUCAGGUAUAGAUGCAUUACAAAUUGAAUUUGAAAAACUUAAUGUUUAAGCUGAUCUAGAUGCAUUGUAACUGAAAUAAAUUGGAUGUUUAGAAUUCUGUCCAAUUUGUAAAAGAAAAUGUGAUGAAGAAAUUGAUGAUAGCAACCAUAAACAUUAAUGUAAAAAUGGUCAUUAAUUAAGAGGUAUUUAUAAAUUAUUAAUACUGUAGGCAUGUGUGGAGUUUUAAUUGGAUGUUACCCUUCUUUAUAUACUUGUGAAGAAAUAUAAGAUGAUUUUUAAAUUAAGGAAUUGGAAACAUAAAACAUAAAAUAAUGGAAAGAAAUCAAAUAGACCUAUAAUAAUUGGAUAUUUUCUUGCUUUUUAAAGGAUGAGUAAAAAUAAUUGAAAGAGAAAUUCAUGAAGAUUUGGAAUCAAAAUAUUGGACAAAUGAUUUGUAAAAGAUUAACAGAAGAAUUAAAAAGAGAUAUAUUAUAUGUUCCAAAGUAGGAGGUAAAAUUAGGAGCAAAUUAGGGAAAUUCAAUUUUAACUCAUUAUGUACUUAUGUUAGAUGACUCUUGUUCAAUGAGUGGAAGACCUUUUGAAUCUGCUAAAUAAGGUUUGGUGGCUUUUCUUUAUGAAAUUCAAAAGAAUCCUAAUUUAAGAGUUACCAUUAUCAUGUUCAACAGUAGAUCUAGAUGUGUUGUUGAUUACCAAGUUCCUAAUGCUCAAGCUUAAUAAACUUAAAUAGUAUUUUCAGGCGGAGGAACUAAUUUUGAUGAUGCAUUUUUGCUUGCUUAUGAUAAGAUUUCUUCCAAUCCAGAUUUUAAUAAAUUCUAAGCGUAAGAGUAUCAAUCUAUAUUAGCCAUUCAAUAUUCUUUUACACUGAUGGAGGUGAUUCUUAUCCUAAAUAAGCUAUGGAUAAAUUUAAUCAACUUCCAAUUGAAAAACGAUAAAAAAUAGAGUUAAUUGCUUGUUCUGAGGAAUAAAAUCCAACUACAUUAGCCAAAGUUGUAGAGUUUUUUAAAAUAAACCUUGGUUCUGCUUAAUUAAAAACUUCAAUGCAACCUGAUAAAAUUGCUUAAGUUUGGAUUGAAGAGGUUAGCAAAUUAGUCAAAUAAAACAAAAAUUGUUGA
Molecule: messenger RNA, 8398 nt
Organism: Paramecium octaurelia
Lineage: Eukaryota; Ciliophora; Oligohymenophorea; Peniculida; Parameciidae
Source: the annotation of a GenBank genome assembly